Molecule: messenger RNA, 1064 nt
Organism: Dufourea novaeangliae
Lineage: Eukaryota; Metazoa; Arthropoda; Insecta; Hymenoptera; Halictidae
Product: low density lipoprotein receptor adapter protein 1-like
Exons: 6
Coding region: 1-948 (315 amino acids)
Source: RefSeq, a predicted model, not a curated record
AUGUCGUUCUUCAAGGGUCUGUGGAAAAGCAGCUCUAAACACAAAAAACUAUGCGAGGAAUGGGCACUGGCGAAUAGUCGUGAAUGCGUGGAGAGUAGCGGUUCUGCGGGCACGACGCACGAGGAAUCCGAGGAUACGUCCGAAGCUCGGUUCACCCUCAAAUAUUUGGGCAGCACCCUCGUCGAGACGCCCUCGAGCGAAGAGGCGACGGCGGAAGCCAUCAAGACCGUCAUUACGAUGGCAAAAGCAAGCGGCAAGAAGCUGCAAAGAGUUUCCCUCGCAGUGAGUUUAAAGGGUAUCCGAAUGACAGACCUUGCAACGGAGGAGGAUCAGCUACAGGUAUCUAUAUACAGAAUCUCUUACUGCUCGGCGGACGCGACCCACGAUCACGUGUUCGCGUUCAUCGCGACGAAUCUGAAUGAGACGAUGGAGUGCCACGCGUUUCUCUGUCCGAAGCGAAAAAUGGCGCAGACGGUGACGCUAACGGUGGCCCAGGCCUUUAACACGGCUUACGAGGCUUGGCAGCUGUCCCAGGCCGAUCCAAGAAUUCAUCACGUUCAGGAUAAGAGCCCCUCGUUAACCGAGGACAGAAACGAGAACAACGAGAAAAAGAAGAAAGGCGAGGAUACGCGGUCCGUGGGAAAAGUUAACGAGCAAAAUAAGCAUAGCGAUCAACGAAGUACCGGUAACGAUUCUCAAAAAAAUCUUUUGAUCGAUCUGUCGAAUGACCCUAAACCUGCGGGAAACUCAUGGGUUUGCUUCGAGGACGAAUCGGGGCAAGAUGGUAAGAAGAUACAGAGGAAGAGUAGCUCCACCAAUAUUCCCAUGAUGACUUUGAGGCACACGACAACCCCGACGUCGCACCACGUUGUGCCGAGGCCAACGACAGGUUUCAAAAUGCAGAACGCCUGGGGUGAAUCCAGAUCGGUAGAUCUGAUGUGUUCGUAGCAGGCAUAGCCUUCGGCCGACAGUUUCCGAGACGUGCCGUUAAUCACUGGCCUCUGGAAGCAUCUGUCGAACAAUAGCCAACCGAAACAACUGAACCACUAGGUUAAUUAUUAUUG